AUGGUCACUACUAUUGACGCUGCAGCCUUCCCUCACAUUAUCGACGAGAUAUGGGGUUGCUUCGACAUCGAGACGACUUUGCUGGCUCGGCAGGUUUGCUCGACCUGGCGCGAAAAAGCGGCCCGUCGUCUUCUCCACCACGCUGAAGUCUUCUGUGUCGGUACCAGCAGUCCCUGCUUUCUUAACUCCAAGGUCGCAGAUGGCACGGGGCUCACUCCUCUUGCACGCCGACAACUACGACGAUUGUCGACCACCAUCGCUACCGCCGAUUCACUGCGGCACGUGCGAGUCCUAGACGUAGACCUAUGGUGCACUCUCCGACGAGCAUCUACCGCCUAUCAACAGCUACUCCAAGAAUUGCAUCCCCGCACAGUCUUCCGUACCCUCAUCGACAAAGACUACAAGGGCGAGGACAUUGACGCGGCGGGUACAACACAGGUGUACUUCCUCCGCUCGUGGUGUGCACCUCGACUCCGACCGGUUGGGGCAGAGACACUCGUGCUGAACUUUCCCUUCGGUUCUCGACUGUUCUCCCCACUCUUGCAGUGUUGUGAGCUCUGGACUCUUCUCCACCCAAGCUGGGGCCGUAGGCGGACGCUGGUCUGUGUUUUCCAGCCUCCCCAAGAUCCCUACGGCCUUGGGGAGGGAGCCACCGACCGGCUGCAUCACGCUCUUGGACUUGGAGUCGGGGCACAGGCAGUCAAGCCGGACGUCACGAUCUGCAUCGUCGGCAUGGAAUGCUACUUCGAACGCCCGGAAGACUACUGCACCUGGGUGUCUUGCUUCUACGCCCGGCUUCGACACCCUGACAAUGACCAGGGGGAGACCGAACUCACGGAGACGCCACCACCGCUCGUCUAUCCACUACGACGAGAGGGGCUGAGAAGGUCUGCAGAGGUUCAACUCUUGACGUGUUCUGACCCGGCUGCUCCGUCGCUUGCAACCUGGGCGCACACUCACUGGCGCGUUGUCGCACAGCGCCCGGGGCACGCAGAUCCCCCUAUCGACUUGACCACACCCUAUGUGAACUCCAGUUCCCAUCAUCUUGCCAUCUCUCGCACGGCCACCGCCAUGAUCACCAUCGACCACUAUGCCUACCCCCACAUCAUCGACACGAUCUGGUCCUGCAUGGCCUUCGCCGACCUCCUUGUCGCCCGCCUCGCAUGCUCCGAGUGGCGCCAGAGAGCCAGCCGCCGCCUCCAGCGUCACAUGGAAGUACGACCGCACAGGGAGGGUCUCCUGCUCUGUACCAAGGACUUCAGGGAGGCGACUCAGACUCUGAAGCUGCCCCGCUACUACGUCACCCGCCACAUGCUGGCUCGCACGCGGCCGCUUCACCCUCUCGCCGUGGCUUCUGAGCCGUGGCUUGCCGAACUAUUUGCGAACAUCAAAGUGCUCGACUUUGAGUGGAGACAGCUCUCUGGCAUCGCCCAGCAGACGUUCCUCCUGCUUCAACAGCGGCUCGACCCGGAGACGAUGGUGCGCGUCGAUGCCCCCUACCAAGCUCCGCGUGUGUUGCCUCCCGUCGCCAUCGCGGGCAGAACGCAAGUCUACUGGCUCGAUAUCGGAAGUCGCCAGGGUCUUUGUACGAUGAACACGGACAAGGUUGUCAUCAAUCUGACCUGCUAUACGAACGCUCGCUCACCGAUGUGUCAUGGGCACGAGUUCACGAUCUGGGAUCUCCUGAACCCCGACGAUCUGGAUGACGCAGAACUCGUAAUUGCGUUCUCGCACGACGCAUAUGUGCGAAUGUAUCUCCCGGGCACCCUCGUUUUCACUCAUGUCUACGCCCAGAAUCUGUUAACCUGGCUCGACACAUGCUGGUAUGAUCGGAAGGUCUCAAUCGUCGGUGCCGACUACCUGUGGGAUGAACAGUGGCAGCGCGACAUGUUUUGUGAGCGGUUAGAAGAACAGCUCGCUGAAAGGAAGAAGCAGCUGGCAGCUGAGCAGGGAGAUGACGCGACGCCGUUGACGAAGGAAGGGUCUCUACGCUUCUUCACCUAUUCAGAGUAUCAAAACGAAGCGGGAAAUGAAGCCUACUGGCUCCAUACCCUUUGGGACUCGUCUCACCUAGGCCCCUACACUCCUGACAUCAUGGACAAUGACGAGACAGUGAAGCUGUUGCAGCGGCGAUAA
This is a messenger RNA of Trichosporon asahii var. asahii CBS 2479, 2136 nucleotides long. RefSeq lists its product as uncharacterized. The transcript is spliced from 2 exons. Bases 1 to 2136 code for a protein of 711 amino acids. NCBI's taxonomy places the organism in Eukaryota, Fungi, Basidiomycota, Tremellomycetes, Trichosporonales, Trichosporonaceae. The record is from RefSeq and is a predicted model, not a curated record.